This is a messenger RNA of Haplochromis burtoni (Burton's mouthbrooder), 2638 nucleotides long. RefSeq names its product von Willebrand factor C domain containing 2 (gene vwc2). Bases 397 to 1320 code for a protein of 307 amino acids. Gene Ontology annotation, molecular function: protein binding. The record is from RefSeq and is a predicted model, not a curated record. The transcript has 4 exons. Gene Ontology annotation, biological process: negative regulation of BMP signaling pathway. NCBI's taxonomy places the organism in Eukaryota, Metazoa, Chordata, Actinopteri, Cichliformes, Cichlidae. Gene Ontology annotation, cellular component: AMPA glutamate receptor complex.
UUAAUUUUUUUUUGUCACCGUGAGAAAUAAAGUGCCAGUGUAGGGCAGCAACAUCAGUAGCGCUUUGAAACCGUGGCUGUUCGCCGCAGACGGAGCGCUCUCACUCACUGCGCCGAUGAAAGUUGAGCGCAGCACGCUGAUGACCUGCGAGCUUCCUCCGGGGAAACUGUGCAUUUGACUGGCUUAACGAGCGCCUGUUCCCAUCUCUACACUACACAUCAUUUGUUGCUGUCUUGAGCUCCGCUGUCCAGCAGGCUGAAGGCUGUGUGUUUGAACCCAGCGCACUCACGGAUACGGACUCACUCCGAGGAUCACAGAUGGACUGGCUCACACCUGAGAUGUGAAGUGUGUUAUGUGAGCCAAGGUGUUUUCCCACCUCGCUGGUGGUGGGGAGAGAUGCUGCACUCCGUUGCCAUGACAGCAGAAGUUCUCUUUGUUCUUGGGUUCCUGAUGAUGAGCGGCGCUCUGUGUAAUCCUAUCGCGACCUUACCGGUGAGCCAAGAGCGUCUGGAAAGGGUGUUGACCCAAGCUAGGGAGGACAAACAUCAGGACAAGCAGACUGCAGAGGAGCCGCUGGGAUACAUGGCCCAGGAACAGCCGCAGGAAAUCAAUGCUGUAGGGCCCAACAGGACUGCCAGGUCAAACCUCAGCUCUCAGGCGCGAGGAUCUAAAGGCGAGAAUUCCCAGGAGCUGUGGAGCGAACAGGACAGCCUGAACCAAAUAGACGAAGCUCCGACCAGUGACGUCACCCUCUCCCUGGACGCCAUCGACGAGUACGCGUACCCAGACUACAGGGGGAAAGGCUGCAUGGAUGAGAGCGGCUUUGUUUUUGCCAUCGGCGAGCAGUUCACCCCGGGCCCUUCAACGUGCCCUUGCCUCUGCACAGAUGAAGGCCCUCUGUGCUCCAAGCCAGAAUGUCCCAAGGUCCACCCUCGCUGCAUCAAAGUGGACACUAGCCAGUGCUGCCCGCAGUGCAAGGAGAAAAAGAACUACUGUGAGUUUCGGGGCAAGAUCUAUGCUUCGCUAGAAGAGUUUAAGGUGUCUCCGUGUGAGAAGUGCAGGUGUGAGCCGAGCGGAGAGGUGCUGUGCUCUGUGGCAGCCUGCCCACAGACGGAGUGCGUGGACCCGGAGUACGAGCCGGAUCAGUGCUGUCCCAUCUGCAAGGGUGGGCCAAACUGCUACGCGGACACGGCGGUGAUACCGGCUGGCCGAGAGGUGAAGAUCGAUGAGUGCACAAUCUGCUACUGCACAUACGAGGAAGGCACGUGGCAGAUUGAGCGUCAAGCCACCUGCAGUAAGAACGAGUGCCAGCGGAGCUAGAGACUGGCACGGCGACGAGAGAGGGACAUUGGCACGCAACACCAGUGCCGAGCCUCAUGCACACUCUCAGCCUUUCACCCAGUCUACCGGGCAUCAGGGUCGGACAGCACCCCUCAAGCAUUUCAGCAUUAAUACUGUAGUCACUCCUGUAUUACUGAAACGAUGCUUUUAUGAAAGUUUAUAAUCCACACACAGAAUAUCUAUUUAUCUAUGUAUUAAAUUAUUUAUGAAUAUAUAUAUGAAAUAUAGGAGUCAUUAAUGCUGAAACAGUGGAAGACUAUUUUUUAUAGUAUCUGUAUUUUAUUAAGCAAUGUAUUGGACCAGAGGUCAAUAAAACAACAGAAUGUAUAGAACACACACAGCUGUCUUUGGAGGUGCAAGCCUCAACGUCUCUUAACCCGCGGUGUCAUCCGACAAAUCUCGACACCCGUCCCUCUACCACCAAAGUGCAGACUAGACUGUGCACGAUUCAUUUUGCAGUGCUAGGGUGCAGACUUGCUGUGCAGGACAGCGCAGUGCAGAGUUACAGGCGAACAACAACGAAGAAAGACGAGUAAAUUCACGAGGACUCGACUGUUUCCUGAUUUCUUUUAUCCUUUUUUUUUCUGGAUGUUCAAAUGUGCUUUGAUUUGAAAGUGCUUUUUUUGUAUUUCUCUCGGUACAGUGUGUUCAUGUUUCAAAUAAAUGCCAUUCUGUGCUCUGUAAAUGCUCCGACGGUACCUGUUUUUUUUUUUGCUGUGAGUUUUUAUGUUGAUGGUGAUUUGCAUUUACAGACUUGCUACCUGGAAAAAACAAAAAGCUUGCAGUUUCACUUGAAUCAACAAAUGAUUGUCGAUGGUUUGUUGUUUGGAAUAAAUGAUCAGAGUAUCAGAGGAGCCUUUGAAAGUGACAAAUCUUCCCUUUUUAGAUGGGAACGUUUUUCGGUUUUGAAGUUCCUGGAUGAUAUCUGUGUGAAAGCUACAGGUAAAUAUUUAAUAAGUUGUCAAAGAGGAUAUUAAGUUCCUCAGUAAUGCAGGGCUUUCAUUUCCGGUAGUUAUAAGCAUCCCAAAAUAAACAUGAGCCCUUGGAAGUGCAGGCGCUCCGGAGUUGCCCCUGGAUUUCCAACUCCAUUAAUAAAGCCCAGACUGGACAAUUCGAUCUCAUUGAUUCCAAUUUGCUUCCAAAAUUUGGAAACCGAAAGGUCAUCCGACUUGCUGCAUAUAUGCUUUUUUGUUUUUGCCUUCGUUAUUUUAGUUUGAAGAUUAAUCAAACGAAUGCAGAGGCGUAAGGGCCAAUCAAGCAGCAGAUCAAAAUGAAGAUGAAUAAUUUAGGUCCAGGU